Messenger RNA from Ricinus communis (castor bean), 1476 nucleotides. RefSeq names its product protein YIPF1 homolog. The coding region runs from base 276 to 1091 and encodes 271 amino acids. NCBI's taxonomy places the organism in Eukaryota, Viridiplantae, Streptophyta, Magnoliopsida, Malpighiales, Euphorbiaceae. The transcript is spliced from 6 exons. The record is from RefSeq and is a predicted model, not a curated record. Gene Ontology annotation, molecular function: small GTPase binding. Gene Ontology annotation, biological process: vesicle-mediated transport. Gene Ontology annotation, cellular component: Golgi apparatus; membrane.
CAGAAAAGAAAAUCUGUCACGGGACCUACAAAACGACAGUAGAUCAUGUCGCUUUAGCGGCGCGUGGAUAAACCUUUCUCUCUCUGUUUCCCUUGGUCAGUCCUCUCUCAUCUUCCUUCUGAAUUACGAAAAGCCAACUGCUUUUUAGGCUCGAUUUUCCCAUUCAUUUUUAUUUUAUAUUAUUAUUUUUUUUUAAAUUUCGAAGCCAAAAAAAAAAAAGGAGAGAGAGAAGUGUUGUUUCAGUGUUUGUGGUGGUGGAUCUUUGAGUAAUAUCGAUGGAGGAGUCUUAUAGCAAUCUUCCUACUAGUCAUUUGUUAGGCUCAGUACCUGCUGUAGUUAGUGAAGAAAAAAGUACAACGACUACUUAUGAAGUUCCUGAAGCAAACAUGCAAACCUUCCCUCCAAAUAGCAACGGAGGAGGCACCACUCGUGGUUAUCAAACUCUUGGGACUCCGCCUGAAGGAUUUGAACAACAAGCACCAAACAAUUGGAAGGGGGUAUUCAGCAUCUCAUCAUACACACAGUAUUUCAAUGUUGAUACAGACAUUGUCAUAAACAGAAUAAUGAGUUCCUUUUAUCCUAUUGGUGGGGACUUUUUCAGGAAGAUUGAUGCGCACCCUGAUCUAUAUGGGCUUAUCUGGAUUUCAACAACAUUGAUAUGUUUGCUAGCUGGUCUUGGAAAUUGCGCUACCUACCUCAUGCAGAAACACACUGAAAGUAGUGCUUCUUGGAACUUCGAUGUCGGAUAUGUAAACGUGGCUACCUUUGCAAUCUAUGGAUAUGCUAUCUUGGUGCCUUUGGCAUUUUACUUCUUGUUUCAGUAUCUGGGGGCAAAUGCUAGCCUCAUAAGGUUUUGGUGCAUGUGGGGCUAUUCUCUCGUCAUUUUUGUUAUAAGCUCCUUUCUGUUGGUUGUUCCAGUUGAGGCAUUCCGGUGGAUCAUUAUACUUGCUGCUGGGAUAGAUUCAGCGUGCUUCGUUGCCACAAACCUCAAGUUCUGUAUUGGGGGCAAUGAUCUUACAAUUGUGGUGGUUUCAGCAUUCUGUUUGCAACUAGCUCUAGCAAUCUUCAUCAAGGCCUGGUUCUUUGCCUAAGCCACUUAUACUCACCCCGUGUAAUUUGCAAGUAAAAGAAUCAGUUGGAGGAAAAUUUUUCUAGAAGAGAACCCUCCAUAUUGCUUUAACAGUCUUGAGUAUUUUAGUAAAGAAAGGAAUACAUGGGAGAACGAGUGCGGAGGAGUGAUGCUAAUGGACUUGAUUCAAUGGCUUUGGAUUUGAUGUUAGCUUACAGUUUGCAUUGCAGGCUAAAGCAAGCAGAUGGGGAAAGCUGGUUGAGUUUAGCUGCAACUUCUUUUGUUACAAAACUUAAAAAGACUAAUUUCUGUCAGCUUGAUUUUGUCCACACUUGAACUUGGACAUGUAUAUAUGCAAAUGACAUAAGAGUGGUGUUUAUAAUUUAUUAUAGGAAAAUUCUAUCCUA